Molecule: messenger RNA, 4472 nt
Organism: Fopius arisanus
Lineage: Eukaryota; Metazoa; Arthropoda; Insecta; Hymenoptera; Braconidae
Gene: pdm3
Product: pou domain motif 3
Exons: 13
Coding region: 674-2698 (674 amino acids)
Biological process (GO): regulation of transcription by RNA polymerase II
Molecular function (GO): DNA-binding transcription factor activity, RNA polymerase II-specific; RNA polymerase II cis-regulatory region sequence-specific DNA binding
Source: RefSeq, a predicted model, not a curated record
GACUGCGGCACGCGAGGUUCUCACAGCGCAACUACAUUAUUACCUCGUGCUUUCAUUACGCGUGUCCAAUAAUUUUUAUCCACAUUUGCCCGCGCAACGUGACACACUCAAAGUGAUUUGUGAGACUGUAAAACUAAUAUGGUUUCAACAUGGUUUUAACAUUGGUUGUUUUGAGUACGACCCAGUGAAUCGUGAAAUUCAAUGUCAAUAAGGAUUUUGUGAUUAAUUUGUGAUUCUGAGGUGAACAUUGACUGUGAUUUUGUCGAGACGGGUGAUAACAUUCAAUAAUUGAGGGAACAAGGGAUUGAGUUGUGUGAACAGAGUGACUAUUCAGUGGCAACAUUGGGUUUAUUAAUACGGGAGAUUUAAAAAAUUGGGCAUGUGUCGUGGGAGAUAAAUAUCAAGAGGCUCUGGGGCUCGCAGUGACUUCGGCCCUGUUGAGAUAAUUGUUCAAGUACUGUUGGUUUGAACUGUCCCUGUCAAAACGGAUCACGGAUUUUUUCCCUGGAGUGAUGACGUAACGUGUCGUGGUAAUUUAUUUGAGUUUGACGAUAAAGUGGCAUUUAGAGAAGUUAUCGUGGAACAUCAAAAAACGGCAACAGACAGUCUGCUGGAGGGGGAGGCUCAGCGAUAUUACAAGACAGAUAACGAGUCAUCGGGAUGCUCGGUUGACAUGGCGGAGGGCUCAGCCGAGGAGGAACAGAGCAGUACCGCUGCGCCAGCAUCACCCCCAGCUGACUUACGCACCCAGACAACCCACCUGUCAACAUCACCACCUUAUCAUCACAGACGUCUCCAGCCGCGUCAAUUGCCAUAUAGACAGCAUCCUAACAUGUUGGCAACAGUAGCGCCACCACGUCACACCCACAGCGGCCUUCUGUCCCAUCACAUAAAAACCGAGAGCGACAUGGAGGCACCCUGCGAUGUACCACUGAAUCUCAAGAGCGAGGAGAGUGACCGAAGUAGUGCUGGCAGUCCAGAGCCAGCGUCAGGAGUGUUCCAUGAGCAUCAGAUGUUGAUAGAGAACAUGAAGAAUUCGAGAAGACGGAGGAGUGCAUCACCGGACAAUAUGUCACAUGGGAAACACAGUGCUGAGGCACAUCUCAAUGGGACCAUGGCAGGAAUGGUGACGCUGCAAAAUCUUCAAAAUCUAGCGAAUCUUCAAAAUCUCCCACAAGUCGCAUCACUGGCAGCAGGUCUUCAAGGCAUGUCAGCAGGUUUAACCAGCAAUCAGCUGAUUAACACACCCCUGAAUCUAACAGUCAGUGCAGCUGGUACAGUAUCAACUCCCUCUAGUACAACAGCCGGCUCUCAUCUCUUACCCCCAAGUUCAGCUCCAAUGGCAACACUACCACAGCUACUUUCGCAACCUCAGCCUGUAGCGAUGCCCCAGUUCAUCCUCACAUCGGGUCAAUUGGUCCAAGGAAUUCAAGGUGCUCAAUUAUUAAUCCCAACGUCUCAAGGUAUUGCAACGCAAACGAUACUCACCAUUCCAGUUAGUCACGUGACGAAUAAUCAAAUGGUCAAUUUGGCGCUGAGUAAUGGACAAGUUGUAUCAACGACAUUAGCUAAUCUACAGUCAAUUGCGCAACCUCAAACUAUGAUGAAUACAUCGACCAAUGUGCCAACGAGUCAGAAUUUGGCAACGGGAUUGGCUUUGAAUCCCGCGGCUCUCCCACACCUAUUGAGUAACAGUUCUGCAAGUCAGCAGCUACUGAAUGCCAUGCAACCACAACAGCUUCUUCAAGCCGCACAGGCAGCCCAGGCUCAAGCUGCCCAAGCGGUCCAAGCAGCUCAGGCAUCGCAACAACCACUUCUCACCACCUCACCGCAACAGCAACAACAUAGCCAUCAUCGGCAUACCUCCCACCUUAACCACUACCAGUCUUCAGAGAAACAUCACAGAGAACGGCCGGAAGCUUCGUCACCUCUCAAUGGUCCUGCUGUUUCGGCGGCCUCUGCUCUCAAUAGACUGGCUGCUAGUAAUGGAGAGAUUACGAUUACUACGACACACGGACCAGGAAGUACGGGAGUCAAGGCCUCACCAAGUAGUAUGCACAGUCCGAAGGAUGACGAUGACGAUCUACUCAGCGAUUCUCCAAAUCAACCGACAAUCAACGAAGCUACGAAUAAUGUUGUAGAUGGUAUCAACCUCGACGAGAUUAAAGAAUUCGCAAAAGCCUUCAAAAUCCGACGAUUAUCCCUCGGCCUGACGCAAACCCAAGUCGGCCAAUCACUCAGCAUCACCGAGGGACCGGCUUACAGUCAAAGUGCUAUAUGCAGUGCCCUGGCUACCCAGAUGUACGCCUCGCAGAUUGCCUCUCAGCAGCAAGCUAUGUUUGAAAAGCUGGAUAUCACCCCAAAGAGUGCACAGAAAAUCAAGCCAGUUCUUGCGAGGUGGAUGAAAGAGGCUGAAGAGAGUGUGUUUGAUUACAGGUACAAAACCGGGGCCAAUAACCUGACGGACUUCAUUGGCGUUGAACCGAGUAAAAAACGAAAACGACGCACAUCUUUUACACCCCAGGCUUUGGAACUUCUGAACUCACAUUUUGAUAAGAAUACGCAUCCUACGGGUAAUGAGAUAACGUCGUUAGCACAGCAGCUCGGAUAUGAGAGAGAAGUCAUAAGAAUCUGGUUCUGCAAUAAGCGACAAGCCCUGAAGAACACAGUCCGAAUGAUGUCGAAAACAGUGGGCUGAAUUCAUUCCGAUCAUCAAAUGAGAUUCAAACAUAAACUCCUCAUCUAGACUGGAAUUAUUUUUCAAAUAGACAUCACGUUCUCGAUAAUUAGAGAGGAUAUAGCAUGAAGCAGUUUUGGAAAUUCAUACCCACACCAAUAACCAUUGAUAUUUCUGCAAAUCGAGGCUGUGUCAUUAAAAAUAACUGACAUUAUGUGUCGGAACAAUUCCAUCACUUCUUUACAUUCUGAGAUUGCCUGACGGAAAACCCCGAGAGAACCAUUGAAAAAAAAAAAUGUAAUAAUAAAAUUCUACGAGAAUUGUGAUUGUAACGUAUACGGCGUGUAUUAUGUGUAAAUAAUUAUUGUUUACUGUCUUAAAGACUUGUGAUUCAUAUGAUAGACGUAGUAAACAGGUGAAUAAUAAUGCGGAGGGCAGCGGAUGAUAAUCGUUGAUGUUUCCUCGAUUUGUUCCUCGAACUGUUAAUCGACAGUGAACAUUAAUGAUCAUAAUUGACAUUAAAAAACAGACAGAAUAAUGAACAUUGUCAGAACAAAAUACACUAAUUCAAUGAUGAAAUAAUCCAGCUAUUCAAUUAAACCAACAAUGUUUACGUCCGGCUAAUUUGUUCGUCCGAUUGACCGUCGUGUCGCCAGGCUCAAAGACUCUCUAGAAUUACGCCAACAUAACAAAAAAGAUAUUUAAGUAUUCUGAAUUGAUUAAAGGAGAAUGCAGAACUAUAGUUAAGAUAAAGCGCAAUAACUUCUGUGAAAGUAAUAACUACUUAUUAUAGUAAUUAUUUCCUUUAAUGCACGGUCUGAACAAGUUUGUCAUUUUAAGAACAAAAAAAAAAAACAAAGACAAUUUUAAGUAAUACUAUUCAUAUUUCUGCGAUGCUAGUCCGCAAUACUCUGCCAUAAUUCAAAGUAUACGAUUAUAAUUUUAUUUGUUUCAUCACAUUGUUUCAUUUCACAUUUUUCUUUUUCCUCUUUUUUUUUUUGGUUGGUUAAAUUGUGAAAAUUCAAGUCUGAAUUUGGAAUGUUUUAUGCUGACGCGUUUUUGUUCUUUUUGGCGGAUUUAAGUAUAUUGUUUUUACUCAGUAUGAAAGAAGGACAAGAUGAUAUCUACAUGAUAUAGAACACAGUCUGAUAAAAACAAAUAUGGUACUCCUACAAUUGUGCUACGUGUUAAUUAAUGUAAUGAUGCCGAACAAAAUAGAUCCCACUUUAAUUUUAAUCAUAAACAUUUUCUUUAUUAUUGAGAAUAUGGAGAUUUUUGUACAUACAUUAUGGAAUAAUUAAAAUAGUAGGCAUUGUAAUAUUAAAGUACCUUUAAUAUAUAAAUAUAUAAAUAUGAAAUAUAAAUAUAAAGUCUAUAUUAUAGCUAUCAAAUAGCUAGGAGAACAACACAAGACAUGGAAAUAUUAAAGUACCAUAAAAUAUGAUUAAUAUGAGGAAUUAAGAACGCAUGUGCAGGUAUUUAAGAUUCAUAUUUAGAAAGCAAAAUGAAAGAGAGAUGAGUUUUGAUUACCGUAGUUGUAUUAUAAAAUGGUGGAAACACAAAUGGAUGGAGAGUUGAUGAAUUCCGAAAUUCAAAAUUAUAGUCUCGGCUGAAAAAAAUAAAAAUGGAGUAUCUUAUCUUUUUCAUAAAGAAGCGGCGAAAAUUGAGAGAAAAAAAAGUUUGUACAAAGAUAUUCCGGUUAUUAAAUUUUGUUAUGAAAAAAAUGUGAGGGAGUGGAAAAAUUGCAAGGCAACAAAAAAAAAUGUAGAAUGAAGAAACAUGUGUAUUUUCUUCG